AGAGGGGGCCUCGAGGGACCGGAAGUGCCUAAUGCGGACCAAGAUGGCGGACCUUGAUUCGCCUCCGAAGUUAUCAGGGGUGCAGCCGCCGUCUGAGGGGGUGGGAGGUGGCCGCUGCUCCGAAAUCUCCGCUGAGCUCAUUCGCUCCUUGACAGAGCUGCAGGAGCUGGAGGCUGUAUACGAACGGCUCUGCGGCGAGGAGAAAGUGGUGGAGAGAGAGCUGGAUGCUCUUUUGGAACAGCAAAACAGCAUUGAAAGUAAGAUGGUCACUCUCCACCGAAUGGGUCCUAACCUGCAGCUGAUUGAGGGAGACGCAAAGCAGCUGGCUGGAAUGAUCACCUUUACCUGCAACCUGGCUGAGAAUGUGUCCAGCAAAGUUCGUCAGCUUGACCUGGCAAAGAACCGCCUCUAUCAGGCCAUUCAGAGAGCUGAUGACAUCUUGGACCUGAAGUUCUGCAUGGAUGGAGUUCAGACUGCUUUGAGGAAUGAAGAUUAUGAGCAGGCUGCAGCCCACAUUCAUCGCUACUUGUGCCUGGACAAGUCAGUCAUUGAGCUCAGCCGACAGGGCAAAGAGGGGAGCAUGAUUGAUGCCAACCUGAAAUUGCUGCAGGAAGCUGAGCAACGUCUCAAAGCCAUUGUGGCAGAGAAGUUUGCCAUUGCCACCAAGGAAGGUGAUCUGCCCCAGGUGGAGCGCUUCUUCAAGAUAUUCCCACUGCUGGGUCUGCAUGAGGAGGGAUUAAGAAAGUUCUCAGAAUACCUUUGCAAGCAGGUGGCCAGUAAAGCUGAGGAGAAUCUGCUCAUGGUGCUGGGGACAGACAUGAGUGAUCGGAGAGCUGCAGUCAUCUUUGCAGAUACACUUACUCUUCUGUUUGAAGGGAUUGCCCGCAUUGUGGAGACACACCAACCAAUAGUGGAGACCUAUUAUGGGCCAGGGAGACUGUAUACCCUGAUCAAAUAUCUGCAGGUGGAAUGUGACAGACAGGUGGAGAAGGUGGUAGACAAGUUCAUCAAGCAAAGGGACUACCACCAGCAGUUCCGGCAUGUUCAGAACAACUUGAUGAGAAAUUCUACAACAGAAAAAAUCGAACCAAGAGAACUGGACCCCAUCCUGACUGAGGUCACCCUGAUGAAUGCCCGCAGCGAGCUCUACUUACGCUUCCUCAGGAAGAGGAUUAGCUCUGAUUUUGAGGUGGGGGACUCCAUGGCCUCGGAAGAAGUGAAGCAAGAGCACCAGAAGUGUCUGGACAAACUCCUCAAUAACUGCCUUUUGAGCUGUACCAUGCAGGAGCUAAUUGGCUUAUAUGUUACCAUGGAGGAGUACUUCAUGAGGGAGACUGUCAAUAAGGCUGUGGCUCUGGACACCUAUGAGAAAGGCCAGUUGACAUCCAGCAUGGUGGAUGAUGUCUUCUACAUUGUUAAGAAGUGCAUUGGACGGGCUCUGUCCAGCUCCAGCAUUGACUGUCUCUGUGCCAUGAUCAACCUCGCCACCACAGAGCUGGAGUCUGACUUCAGGGAUGUUCUGUGUAACAAGCUGCGGAUGGGCUUCCCGGCCACUACCUUCCAGGACAUCCAGCGCGGGGUGACAAGUGCCGUGAACAUCAUGCACAGCAGCCUCCAGCAAGGCAAAUUUGACACAAAAGGCAUCGAGAGUACUGACGAGGCGAAGCUGUCCUUCCUGGUGACUCUGAACAACGUGGAAGUCUGCAGUGAAAACAUCUCCACUCUGAAGAAGACACUGGAGAGUGAUUGCACCAAGCUCUUCAGCCAGGGCAUUGGAGGGGAGCAGGCUCAGGCCAAGUUUGACAGCUGCCUUUCUGACUUGGCCGCCGUGUCCAACAAAUUCCGAGACCUCUUGCAGGAAGGGCUGACGGAGCUCAACAGCACAGCCAUCAAGCCACAGGUGCAGCCUUGGAUCAACAGCUUUUUCUCCGUCUCCCACAACAUCGAAGAGGAAGAAUUCAAUGACUAUGAAGCCAAUGACCCUUGGGUACAACAGUUCAUUCUUAACCUGGAGCAGCAAAUGGCGGAGUUCAAGGCCAGCCUGUCCCCGGUCAUCUACGACAGCCUAACCGGCCUCAUGACCAGCCUUGUUGCCGUCGAGUUGGAGAAAGUGGUGCUGAAAUCCACCUUUAACCGGCUGGGCGGUCUGCAGUUUGACAAAGAGCUGAGGUCACUCAUUGCCUACCUUACCACGGUGACCACCUGGACCAUCCGAGACAAGUUUGCCCGGCUCUCCCAGAUGGCCACCAUCCUCAAUCUGGAGCGGGUGACCGAGAUCCUCGAUUACUGGGGACCCAACUCCGGCCCAUUGACGUGGCGCCUCACCCCUGCUGAAGUGCGCCAGGUGCUGGCCCUGCGCAUAGACUUCCGCAGUGAAGAUAUCAAGAGGCUGCGCCUGUAGCUGCCUGGGUGAACACACCUGGCUCAUCACUUCCGGGCCUGUUCCCGAAGGGGCCCCAGCGAAGGAGCUGAGCGAGACUGUCUGACUUGGGGGAGAUCUGACAGCCCAGACCUUUCUACAGCUGGCAGCAGAGAAACAAGGUCUGGACCCCCUCCAUGCUCUGCCCUCAGGCCUGGCCAGGUGAUGCUCUGGGGGCAGUGUCUCCCCACCAAGAGAAGCGGGUUCCUAAUGAGGUAUGAAAGCCACAGCAGGCAGUGGGCAGCCCAGGCCAGCUUUCUGCGUGGAUGGUCAGUCUCUUGCCCUCAAACACUACAGCAAACAAGCUACCCUGCCAGCCCUAGACAACUUGGGUACAUCUGGGGACCUAGCAGUUAGGCUUGAUUUCGAGGAAAGGCUGUGAUGUUUAUGAUCCUUGAAUAAAGCUACCCCUUGGAGAGA
Molecule: messenger RNA, 2839 nt
Organism: Macaca mulatta (Rhesus monkey)
Lineage: Eukaryota; Metazoa; Chordata; Mammalia; Primates; Cercopithecidae
Gene: COG4
Product: component of oligomeric golgi complex 4
Biological process (GO): retrograde vesicle-mediated transport, Golgi to endoplasmic reticulum; Golgi organization
Cellular component (GO): COG complex
Source: RefSeq, a predicted model, not a curated record